CCUUUGCUUCAAUGUUGAAACGAUUAGUUAACUUUUUUUCCACUUAAUCAAAUUUAACCAUUUAAGAUUAAUGAUUAUUAAAACAAAUGAGAUGAUUGCCAGUGGCGAAGCUUGUGUUAAUUUUAUCAAACUAAUAUUUCCAGGUUAAGCUGUGUUGUCUUUAUUGGUAUUAAUAUUUUAAGUCUUCAGUGAAUUACAUCUUUAGUUCUUAAACGGUUAUUUUGGUAAUUUUAUUGCUCUUUUGUUUUACCCAUUCAUUUAAACGUAUAAUUUUGCUUGAUUAUUGUGCUUAAAGUAUUUAAAUCAUGGAUUCUUCAAGAUUAAAUGGAAAAAAUUCGAUCUCAUCAAACAGAUCUGAUCGUCCAAUUUGUAUUGUCGGUGGUGGUUUGGUUGGAUCAAUGGCUGCCUGUACCUUAGCUAAGCGUGGAUAUCAAGUUAAACUUUACGAGAUGCGAGAAGAUAUCCGAAAAAUGGAGGUUGUCAGAGGGAAAUCUAUCAAUUUAGCUUUAUCGGAACGUGGUAGAAGUGCUUUUCGCUUGCUUGGACUGGAGGAUGAAAUGCUCAACAAUUAUGCCAUUCCGAUGAAAGGAAGAAUGAUUCAUGAAACCAGUGGACGUAAACGCUUUAUUCCUUAUGGACGGGAAGAUCAAGCCAUUUAUUCAAUUAGUCGUCGUCAUCUAAAUGAAGCGCUUCUAAAUUUUGCCGAGAAAAUGCAAAAUAUUGAAAUUCACUUUUCUCACAAAUUGGUUAACUGUAAUUUAGAUAAAGGAGAAUUGGAAUUCAAAGAUUUAAAUACUAAAUCAACCAAAUCUGAUGAAGCUUCGGUCAUCAUUGGUUGUGAUGGUGCGCAUUCAAAAGUACGCUUAGAACUCAUGAAAAGAACGAGAUUGAAUUUUUCACAAACCUACAUUGACCAUGGUUAUCUUGAAUUAUGUAUUCAGCCAGACCCAAUAACUGGUAAUCACGCACUAGAAGUUAAUUAUCUUCAUAUUUGGCCCAGAGGAACAUUUAUGAUGAUUGCUUUGCCCAAUCUCGAUAAGACUUAUACAGUCACAUUGUUUAUGCCUUUUCGCCAAUUUAAAGCCAUCAAAACACCAGAAAAACUCAUUGAUUUCUUCACUACCUACUUCCCUGAUUCAAUUCCUUUGAUUGGAAGAGAAAAUUUGAUCAAAACAUUUUUCGAUGUUGGGCCAAGUCCUCUUAUAUCUGUCAAGUGUGAUCCUUAUCAUUAUAAAGAUAGAGCUUUGAUUAUUGGUGAUGCUGCUCAUGCCAUGGUUCCUUUUUAUGGACAAGGAAUGAACUGCGGUUUUGAAGAUGUAACCAUUUUAAACGAAUUGCUGAAUGAAAGUCACUUACCCCAGUCAUUGGCCAAAUUUAGUGCAAUCAGGGUUAAGGAUGGUCAUGCAAUUUGUGAACUUGCUUUGUACAAUUACAUCGAGAUGAGAGAUUUGGUUAAUUCUCGAUUAUUCCUGCUUCGCAAACGAUUUGAUAAUAUUCUCAAUUUCCUAAUGCCAAAUUAUUGGGCUCCGCUUUACUCUAUGGUCACCUUUUCAAGAACUCCUUACUCGCAAUGUAUAGCUGCUAAACAACGCCAAGAUAAAGUAAUCACAUUCACAACAGCUAUCCUUUCAACGACUGGACUUUUUGGACUCAUUUAUCUUAUUAAUAAACCAACGCGGCUAGAAAAGUCCAUUGGUCUUAUAAACUCAGCAACGAGUCAUAUACUAUCUUAUAAGCCUAACUUUGGUAAAAUUUGGUAAAAAUUGCCAAUUCACUUAAAAGUAGCGAAAUUAUUUUGAGAUUAUCUUUAAACAUCGCAAUUGUCCAAUUUAAAACAAGCUAUUUUUUAAAAUUGGUCGCCAUUUGAAACAAAUGCUGUCUUUUAUGACUUUGUCACAUUGAGGGUUAUAAAUUAAGAAUGUAUCAAGAUUUUUUAUAAAUGUCUUGAUAAAGUUACCCAAAAUUGUCUUCCCAUGUAUUUGUAUGCAUAAUUUUUAAUGACUUUAUUAGAUAAUCAUUUACUUCUUA
Molecule: messenger RNA, 2028 nt
Organism: Tetranychus urticae (two-spotted spider mite)
Lineage: Eukaryota; Metazoa; Arthropoda; Arachnida; Trombidiformes; Tetranychidae
Gene: cn
Product: Kynurenine 3-monooxygenase cn
Biological process (GO): quinolinate biosynthetic process; L-tryptophan catabolic process
Cellular component (GO): mitochondrial outer membrane
Molecular function (GO): kynurenine 3-monooxygenase activity; FAD binding
Source: RefSeq, a predicted model, not a curated record